This is a messenger RNA of Vanessa tameamea, 4540 nucleotides long. Its product is annotated as G protein-activated inward rectifier potassium channel 3-like. The record is from RefSeq and is a predicted model, not a curated record. The transcript has 9 exons. NCBI's taxonomy places the organism in Eukaryota, Metazoa, Arthropoda, Insecta, Lepidoptera, Nymphalidae. Gene Ontology annotation, biological process: potassium ion import across plasma membrane; regulation of monoatomic ion transmembrane transport. Gene Ontology annotation, molecular function: inward rectifier potassium channel activity. Gene Ontology annotation, cellular component: plasma membrane. The coding region runs from base 545 to 2416 and encodes 623 amino acids.
AUAUUCAGCCAGUCACUGCUCAGACAACGCAUGGGCAACAUUCGCGACGCGUGCUCGCGAAUUAUUUUCCCGCGAUUUAUUUAAAUAUCGAAAUUAAAUUAUACGUUCCAUUCCCGCUUUUCUGUAUGCGAAUUAUAGUACAAAUAUGCCUAAAAAGAAAUAGCUAAAUAUUAUUGUUAAUUGUUUUAUUGUUAAUCGCGAGUUUACCAGACUUUGAGGCUCCCGUGAAUAGAGUCGAUUUCGAUAAUAGAAUCUGUGAUAAUUGUUGUGAAACUUUUUUAUUCAGUGUUGUUUAACUUUUUAUUUCACUUGCAUAGUUUCGUGUAAUUUGAUUACGCGAAACGUUACAAUAAACGGUCUUUAUGAUAGGUCCAUAUAUGAAGUGUCAACAUUUUUAUCCCAAACAUUAUGAUUUACAAAUGGAUAUUAUGAUAAGAGUGAAGUGUUGUCAAGAAACUAAAAAUCCAAAGUGACGAAGUAGUGUGGUGUCUGUUCUGUUGCGUUCCGUUGUGUUUUACCUUUACUUUUAAACCUACUCUCCAAAAUGUCAGACAAGACGUCCUCAUCUGUUGGCCCUAGAAGUUUUGAGACAAUCUCUGAGGAGGAUGGCGAGUCGCCGUGGGAUAAAUUAUUGGGAGAUGUGAAUAGCGCUGUUCCGACUAUAAUUAAAACAAAUGCAUCGAGUGCAACGAUUUCGAGGAGUGGGGAUGAAGUUGCCGUUCCUUCCGUUGAUCUUGAAGCGAAUAAAUUAAUCAGAUCCAAGAGCCUUAAUCAACGCAGAAAUAGCAGUGGUCUCCUUAGCUCAAUUCCUCGGCAACUACGACUUUCCCUUCGAGGCGUGCGUAGUGAACCUUCCAGUGUCAAAGACAUUCCAACUACCAGAAAUGAUAGUGCCCUCAACCUUCUUCUUAGAUAUCGCAAUGCCCGUUAUGCGGCGAGACGUGUUAGGAAGCGCGUGAUCUUUAAGCAUGGGGACUGCAACGUCGUUCAAUGGAACGUAGCGAAACGCAGGCGCCGAUACCUUCAGGACAUCUUCACGACCCUCGUGGACGCACAAUGGCGCUGGACUCUACUCGUGUUCGCUCUCUCAUUCAUCCUCUCUUGGCUCCUCUUUGCCCUUAUCUGGUGGUUGAUCAUCUUCACCCACGGUGACCUCAAUCCCCCUACAAAUAGCUCCGAAGUUUUCAUUCCUUGUCUAAAUAACGUGAAUUCCUUUACUGGCUGCUUCCUCUUCUCAGUAGAAACACAACACACUAUUGGAUACGGUUCCCGGACGACGAAUGAGGAAUGCCCAGAAGCGAUUUUUGUUAUGUGCCUACAGAGCAUCGUUGGCGUUUUCAUUCAAGCUUUCAUGGUGGGAAUCGUGUUUGCUAAGCUCUCUAGACCAAAAAAACGAGCUCAAACCCUGCUUUACUCCCGGAACGCUGUCAUUUGCCUACGAGAAGGUCAACUGUGUCUCAUGUUUCGAGUCGGUGAUAUGAGAAAAUCUCAUAUUGUUGAAGCACAUAUAAGAGCGCAAAUAAUCCGCCGCAAGAUCACAAGAGAAGGAGAGAUGUUGCCAUUCUACCAGCAAGAGUUGAAGGUGGGGGCUGACGGAGAGGAAGACAGGCUAAUGUUUAUCUGGCCUAUGACCAUUGUGCACAAGAUCAAUGAGAAGUCACCUCUGUAUAACCUUUCUGCUUCCGACAUGCUGAGAGAAAGAUUUGAAAUAGUAGUCAUGUUAGAGGGAGUCAUCGAAUCAACCGGUAUGACAACGCAGGCUCGAAGCAGUUAUCUACCAUCAGAGAUCCAGUGGGGGCAUCGCUUUGAAACAAUGGUGUCAUUCCGAAAAGACACAGGAGAGUAUGAGGUUGAUUACACCAGGUUUAACAACACGUAUGAAGUGGAUACUCCACUAUGUUCCGCUAAGCAACUCGACGAGCUGCGGGCCACGGUUUCUACUUCGCAGAAAUUAGAUCGUAUGCUGGGCACAAUACCAAAGACCUUCUCCAACGACACACUAGACAUGAGUUCCGUCGACUCGAUGUCUUUGGACGAACACAUCGAGAUCAAGAUACCAGAAGCAAGAGUAAGGGAGAACAGGUUGAUGGCUCAGAAUAACUUCGUACAACACGUCAACGAGAAGACCAGGUACAGUCACACACACCUGGCGGUGGAGAACGGUCACGAAAACUACAUCAAAAACAACUCAGUAGUCGGCAUACCUGAUAGCAAAGAACAUCAUAUGCAUAGAAGCCAUAGCCAUGCGAGCAUGAAGAAGGUCCACGGUCUGACUCCCAAUGGCAUUAACCAUGCUAAUGGCAAUGACCAGAAAAUUGAGCAUAAUAAAAUUAAAAAAUCCCCGAGCGACAACCAAAUAGCAGAACAGACUCCGAUAAUACCCAUCCUCGUGACGUCAGCCGACACCGACGCUUGACGCAGAGACAACCCGAGGAUAAGAACACACGUCCGGUUCAGCGAGGUUGAAGUAGACAUGGUAUCGGAUACAAUACGGAUACGUAUUAACCAUAGACAAGAAUUAACUUAAAAAAAUAAUAUAGUUCAAGUGUAAUUUUAAAAAAGGGAGUAGAUUAAUUCUUAAAAUGUAUGUCUGUGUGGUUGUUACCACGUUUAUUAAGAGAAUUCAUGAGAUGAGUGAAUAGAAAUAAAAAUAGAUGAUUUUUUCACUAAUGUUGUUUAUACAGUGUGUUCGAAAUAAGAAUCAAUGAAAAAGCUCUGUGCCAACAACUAUGUACUUGUGCAUAGAGAAACUUUGUGAUAUCUAAAGUAUUAUUAAAAGUACUACAAAUAUUUUUUAAUAGUGUUAAAAAUAUUAAGGAUUCGAAUCAAUUCAACUCAUAUUUCAUUCAAGUAGAAUAAGAUGAUCUAUGAACACUAUCAUCAUCUCUCAGUUUCUGUAUUCAAUUCAUAAAAUUCAUAUAAAUAACUUUACUUAAAGUAAUUGUACCAAAACUGGACUGGUUGUCUUGUGGUAAUAUAUUUUAAACUACACUAAAUUAACAGAACCUAAAGUGUUGCCGUUGCAUUAUUUUGUUUUGAAUAAAAAAGGAUAGCAAUAUUAUCCUGUCUGUUAAGUUACCUUUUGUUAAAAAAAUGUUUACGAAAACAAAUAACUUCGAAAUGUAUUUUUUGAUCCUGCUCAAAUGUGAUUUUACUAGAUAAAUAAGUGUAAUUAUUUAUUUACGGUCUAAUUAAAAGUAGAACUUGAAUACGUUACCAUUCUUAUCUCACCGUUGGCAGCGCACUAGCAGCAUAUUACAAUGCGAAAGGUACCACUUACCACCAUGAUGACGAUUGGCAGGUUAAUCUUGCGAUUAUCCGAUUAUUAAUAAUAAAAAACGUGUAUUAAAUGAUCAAAAUAAUCAUGACAUAUGUUGCGCUUCGGAAAUUGUUUGAAAGCAUUUGUACUAUUUUGGCUCCAAGCCAAAGCUAUAUUACUAAUAUUCAAAAGAAUAAUAAAAACUUUUUUUGUGAGUUUUAAUAUCCAAUUAUUUCAUUCAUUUAUUAAUUUAUAAACUGAAAUUCGUUUUAUUUUACACCGAAGUUCGUUUGUAAGGAAAAGAAGACGGCUAAAUGAAUCUAGUAGAAAAUGUUCGCCUUAGCCUUAGCGACUAGCACUGGCAUUUUUAUAGUAUAAAGAACUUCUUACUUCAUUAAUACGCCGCCAGCCAAGAGAAUUUAAUGUAUCUUGGCUCUGCAAUACAACUGGCUCACUUUGUCAAUCAAACCGAAUCACAGCAAUACAUGUAGAGCAGUUUGACAGUUACUUAAAUGAUUUGUGGGUUUACAUUCAGAAUCGAGAAUUCAAAACUAGAAAAUGUGGAUACUGUCACUGAUAAAUAAUAAUACGGUAUUAGAAAAAUAUUCCGAGUGCAAACAGCUUGAACAAUCCUGAAGAAUUUAAGUUUGUCUACCCAGCGUAUUUUAUAACAUGGAAAUCCACGAACUAUAUUAACCACGUUUACGUAAACAGAGGAACAAUCGAAUACCUCUCCUUUUAUGAAUUCGAUAACAACUUACUUAUUCUAUCAAUGAUGUUUUAGUAAAUCAGUAGUUAUUAGAAUAUCAUUGCAUUCUAUCAAUAAUUUCGUCAACUUUUUUAUGUUUUACUUUGGUUAAACAACCUUGCAAAAUAAAUUAUCUUAGGGAGUUAUUUUAGUUGAAAGUAAUAUUUAGAUUUUUGGAUUUCAGUAUUUUAUUUUACACAUAUUUAUCAACACACACAUUCAUACCUCGUCUACUUCAACGAAACGAAACUGCAAGAGAAACAGGGUUGUAUGUGACCAAGUAUUUGUUUAGAUCGUUCUAGUGAAAUUAGAAACUGUCAUGUUUCCCUUUUAGUGUAUAAGAUUUAAAAAAAAAAUAGAUUUAAUUUUUUUUCUAUCAAAAGUCAAACUAAAGAUAGAAAAAAUUCCAUUUUAAAGUUCAAUGUCGCAUUAAUGCCGAAUUGAAUGACCGUGACUCUAUCGAAUUUCCUAUUUAAAUACGGCCCCUGUUACAAAUAUAAAUAACAAUAUGUACCGUCGUACCAGUUCGUAAU